UAGAAUAAUUAGCGCCCAGUCUGCCUGCAGCCUCAAUUAACAGCCAAAGACCCCCACAUAUCUCUCUCUUGUUGGCAUUAGUUUGCAUGUUGGCUGCAACAGCCUGUUUCUGGUCCUCUAACGUCUGGGCUUUUAGCGCUGUUAGCAGCUGGGCAGAUCUGAUAGCGUGGGUGAUUAAGAUAUUGAGUGUCUGCGACACGCCGAGAAAUUGCAGCACGUCUCUUAUCGGUUCACAACCUAAACGUCUUUACUUUUACAACUAGUCCUCGGCUCUGCCUCUCCAUCUGUCUUUUUCCGCUCUAGACACAGGACUAUAGAAUAGAGAUUUGAAGGGAAUAGAGAACAGUAUAAUUCCUUCCUAAAUCAAUCUCGACUCAGUUACUGAAUGUCAAUGUGUACUUAAGGGAAGAAAAGGAAAAGUGGUACAAGGAAAUACAAAGUGGAAUAAUAAGUUAUAGAGGACAAGCAGAUACAUUGCUGCUAAACCUCACAAAGAACAAAUAAGACCCAGACUCAUUACAACGAGAAGCCAAAAACACCUGCAACAAUAUUGCCAGAAGAGACAACAAAGAAGAGCCUAAGGAAUUUCAGCAGCAGAAAGAAAGAAAGAAAGAAAGAAGCUGGCAAAUGCUGGUAAGUAUGCGUUAUUGAAUCUUUUAAUUUUUUUUUAGAUCUCAGCUAAAAACUGAGCUGAGUCUUGUUACCUUGUUAUCAGUUCUGUCUUGUCAUUGGUUAUCAUUGUCACGUUUCUCCCUUGUCCAUGUAUUUAAGCCUCAUGUUUGCCAUUGUACAUGGUCAGGUAUUGUGUAUGUAACAUUGUAGGAUCGGUCAUGUCAUGUCAUGUCAUGUCAAGUUUAGUCAAGUCAAGUUAUGUCAAGUUCAUGUUUUUGUAUUUUGUUCACGUUUGGAGUUUCGGAUUUUGGAUUUCGCGAUUGAUAAUAAACUGCACUUGAAUUCAUCACACAUCAUCGUCUUCAUCAUCUCUUCGCCUACGUUACAGAAUACCUGACCGACCAAAAUGAACCCAGCAAUCCAGCUUCUUCAUUUACGCCAGGGGAAUUGCCUCCUGGAGGAUUAUGUCACGGAGUUUUGUGGUCUUUGCUACCUUGUCGAUUUUAAUGAGAUUGCCCUCCCUUAAUGAGGAAGCCAGAGUCCCAUGUCAUGACCGCCAAGCCAGAGUCCCACAUCAUGGCCGCUGAGCUAGUGCCAUCUUUUGCCCCAGAUCCUGAGUCUACUCCAUGCCAUGUCACAGCCACGAAUCGUUCUGCUCCAUGCCAUGUCACAACCACGCCUGAGACUGCUCCUUGCCUUGUCACAGCCAAGCUUCAGUCUGCUCCAUGCAAUGUCUCAAGCUCACCUCUGGUCAAUGAGCCAAUGCUCAAGCCUGCCACGGUCAACGAGCCAACGCCCACAUCUGUCAUGGCCAACGAACCAAGUCUCGUCCAUCCCAGAGCCAGCGUUUCAAACCUCGUCCGUUCCAGAGCCAUUUCUCACUGGGCUAUUUGAGUUGGAAUUGGUUCCCACCCUUGUGCCCACCCUGAGUUCUCCUGAUCAGCCGGUUCCCCCCAAGCCACCGGCUCGAUCAUCGCCCUCUGAGAAAUCCCAGACACGGAGAACUUUCGAACCUCCGACUCCGCCUAGACCUUCCGAGCCCUGGACACCUCCUUGGCCUGUUGAUCCCUCGACAUCACCUCGGCUCUGCAUUCCCUCGGCUCCACCGCGGUCCUUCAGCCUGUCAGCUUUACCGGGGUCCCUCGUCCCUCCAGCUCCUCGUUGGUCUGUCGGUCACCUGUCUCCGCCUUGGCUCUCCGAUCCUGUGGCUACGUCUCGUCUCUCCGAUCCUUCAGCUCCACCGGGGACCUCCAUUCCUAUGGCUCCACCUUGGUCCUCAGCCCUACUGGCUCCACCUCAUUCUUCCGAUCCCCUAGCUCCACCUUGCUCCUCCAAGCCUCUGGCGCCGCCUUGGUCCUCCCUGCCUCUGGCUCCACCCUGGCCCUUCGAGUCUUCGGCUACUCUCCGGGUAUCCAGUUCUCCAUGGCUCCGCCCCUCGAGCUUCUCAUGGCUCCACCCCCCACAGGCUCCACCCUGGUCUCCAGACCACGCCCCACACCUUGUUUCACCAUGUUUCCAUGUCCUGCCAUGUAACCACAUCAAGUCGCCACGUAUUGUACUGUAUUUUGAUGUUAGUACAUAGUAAUUAAAGACACCAAUUAUAAAGUGGGACUGCUAUUCAGGUUAUAAGUAAAUUAAUUCUAAACUUACUAUGAUGGAGUUCAAAUAAUGUAACACUUUAGAUAUACACUAAGAAAUGUAAAUUAGUUAAAAAUAAAUGAAUGAUGAACAUUCAAAUUCUGUUGAAAUCUACAGAGCUUUAUGUGGAAUUCUACAGGCAAAGGAUCCAUGCAGCUUUGUUGAUAACUAAAGAUGCUGAAAUAAAAUCUUGACCCUGCAUGUGUAUACUUUGAUACAUGACAUUCAGCUACAGUAUGCUUGAGAAUAUAAACCAUCUACCUCCACAUCCUCACACACAGCCCAUCUUAACUAUAUCAUAUGAUCGCAACAAUGUCAAAGAGGGCAAAAUCCUCCUUGGCUGUUUGAAAACAUUAUUUCCAUUUACACUAGCUGUGUGGAGGUGCAGUACAGAUUCAUUAGAAACUCAGUGUUCUUUAUUUUUCUGGUUUAUUCCCAUCAGCAACCAAGAGAGACACCACACGCUCACGCAAGCCCUCCUCACACAUCUCCACGGCAACUCACAGGCAGGUUAAAUCAAAUGUGAGCCUCACAGGGAGAACUCACAUUAUCUCAAAUAAUUCCUCCCAACUAAAAAGCUUUUUUGUUUCGCCGUGACAGGCACAGAAUAGGAGGGAAGCGCUCCGUUUGCGACUAUCAAAUAAUGGAGGCUAAAUAAAGCUUGUCUUUUUUCAUUUGUCUCCUCUGAUGAACUGAUAAAAAUGGUUUGGCCUCUAGAGUACGUUCCCCAUUUGGAUGCUUCCUGGCUUUCUCAUGUUUGCAUAUUGACUCAUUCACUUGAAGAAGAAAAAAGUCCAUGCAAUGA
This is a messenger RNA of Myxocyprinus asiaticus (Chinese sucker), 3055 nucleotides long. RefSeq lists its product as uncharacterized. Bases 1244 to 2194 code for a protein of 316 amino acids. The record is from RefSeq and is a predicted model, not a curated record. Lineage: Eukaryota; Metazoa; Chordata; Actinopteri; Cypriniformes; Catostomidae. The transcript has 2 exons.